Molecule: messenger RNA, 306 nt
Organism: Entrophospora sp. SA101
Lineage: Eukaryota; Fungi; Glomeromycota; Glomeromycetes; Entrophosporales; Entrophosporaceae
Source: the annotation of a GenBank genome assembly
AUGACUAAAAAAAGGUUUGAAUAUAUUGAUGAUGAAUAUGAUGAAAAUGAAAUUCUAAAAUAUAUCCCCUCUGCUACCAAUACAAUUUCUGUUGGUAAUCUUGCUGCAGCACACAAAGUUAUGUACAGAGAAUCUUUGCCUCUGUUACCACAAUUUCCACGACUUUCAAAAAAACAUAAAGAAUCCAACACUGAAAAUUUGACAGAUCAGGAAUUUAAUGCAAGACUUGCUGAAGCAAAUAUUUUUAAUAUCAGCGAUAAAAAAAAUUGCAAGUUCAAACAAGAUACCCAAAAUAAAUGUCGAUAG